AUGAUUUCAAGGAUUGUCGUCGUCGCUCUUUUGAUGGCAUUGGUUGCCACCGUUUUGGCAUCACCAUACAGCAAAGAAGCAGAUAACCUCACUCAUAUAAUACCAGCUUUGGUAGGAGAAAGGAUGCUUGGGCGACAUGCUGCGCUCCUCAAAUACCGUGCUGGAGCGAAAGGGGAGAUGAUGGGUAGCUUGAGUACCUACGUAGCGUUGGUGCACUUAGCUAUUCGGGGCAACUGGCAAAGCAUCUACGAGUCAAACGCCAAUUGUUCGGAGGUCGACCGUGGUGGGGCUACAUGGGAAGUAACAACUUCGGAUACAGCGACAGCAGUAGCUUUAGUUGGAGUGUCAAUCAGUGGGGUUCUUCUAAUCAAUGGGGCAACAAUUUUGGUGGAGGAUUCCCGAUGUUUGGAUGAAUGCAACGAUGUGGAUGUUGAGCAAUUCACAACUAAACUGUGA
This is a messenger RNA of Haemonchus placei, 456 nucleotides long. Lineage: Eukaryota; Metazoa; Nematoda; Chromadorea; Rhabditida; Trichostrongylidae. The record is from the annotation of a GenBank genome assembly.